AAAAAAAUGUUAGCGGGCUAUUAGUUUUUUGUGCUUAACAGAUGAAACCAUAAUUAAAUAUUUAAAUAUUAAUUUCUAGAUUGUCUACGAAAUUUGGUAGUUGUCCAUUUAAUAAAUAAGUCAUAAUUGAAAAUGCUAAGAAAUGGUUAUUGGUCUUUGAUGUGUAGAGGUCGAAGGAAAAAGAUAGCAACUUUGAUUAUGAUGUUAAUUUUGUUAAUUAACGCAUUGUUUUAUGUAAGCUUUGAAUUGUAUAAUACUGUAAAACGACGACACAAAGAACCAUGGUAUAAUAGUUUACAUUUUGAUGAAAAUUCUUAUGUGGAUAAGACUGGAAUGAGAGUUGUUGUGGGACAUUAUGUUGGAGGUAACAUUGGACGCAACUUAUCAGAGGAGAUAAUUCAUAGAAACAAUUAUUCUCCUGUGCCUGGGGAAGGCGAAGGUGGCCGACCAGUAAUGCUCUCCCAAAAAGAAUUAAUUACAGCGAGAGAAUUAUAUUCACUACACUCUUACAAUAUAUUAGUUAGCGAUAAAAUUUCAAUUAACAGAAGUCUUCCAGAUGUUAGAAGUGAGAGUUGUAAAAGCAUUGAAUAUGACAUAAAUAAUCUUCCAACUGCUAGUGUGGUCAUUGUGUUUCACAAUGAGGCUUGGUCGACCCUGAUGCGUACUGUGAUGUCAGUGCUUAUCAGAUCUCCAGAGGAACUGUUGAAGCAGAUAAUUCUGGUAGAUGAUGCAAGUGAUAGAAAAUAUUUGGGAAAGGAAUUAGAUGACGCAAUAAAGAAAUUAAGCAAAGUUCAGUUGCUCAGAAGCCCAGAGAGAACAGGCCUUGUUGGAGCCCGACUUAUGGGUGCACGGUCUGCCACUGGGGAUGUAUUAGUUUUUCUGGACGCACAUUGUGAAGUGACUCAUGGAUGGUUAGAGCCUCUUUUGGAUCGGGCCGGCAACGACGACGUAUUCAUUUGCCCACACAUAGAUUUACUCUCUGAAGACACGUUGGCAUACACGAAGAGCAUCGACGCGCAUUGGGGCGCUUUCAGCUGGCGUUUGCAUUUCCGUUGGCUGAUGCCGAGCGGCGAGGUGAUGAGAAACAAGUCUGAGUAUCCCUCGAAACCUUAUCCUACUCCUGCGAUGGCUGGUGGACUGUUUGCAGUCAGAAGGAGUCUUUUUUGGCGGUUAGGCGGUUAUGAUGAAGGUAUGGUGAUAUGGGGUGCGGAGAAUUUGGAGUUAUCAUGGCGUGCGUGGCAGUGUGGCGCGAGAGUGGAGAUUACUUCUUGCUCCAGAGUGGGACAUAUAUUUAGGAGACACAGCCCUUAUAAAUAUCCGGGUGGGGUUGCAGAAGUCCUCAAUUCAAAUUUAGCUAGAGCUGCAACUGUUUGGAUGGACGAGUGGGCCGAUUUCUUUUUCAAAUUCAACCCUUCAGUGGCGGCAAUCCGUGAUCGGCAGCAAGUAGCAGACCGAGUGGUGCUCCGCAAAAACUUGAAUUGCAAAUCUUUCAAGUGGUAUUUGGAGAAUGUUUGGCCGCAACAUUUCUUUCCAACGGACGACAGGUGGUUCGGGAGAAUUAGGAACGACAGGGGUGGUUGUUUAGGCGUCGUGUCAACUACACCGGGCUUAGGAGGUCCAGCAGUGGGCAUAGAUUGUGGGAACGAUAUGGACAUUGAUAGGUUAAUAGUGUAUACGCCAGAAGGCAGACUGAUGGCCGAUGAAGGACUUUGCCUGGAACAGGGUAACGGUCGUGCGGUUUGGAAAAGUUGUAGCGAUAGACCGAAACAAAUAUGGGAACAAAAAGGCCCCAGAUUGAAGACGAAAGGAGGCUUGUGUUUGACGUUAGUGAAGACUGAUAGUAAAGACGGUGUCGGUAGCCACUUGACGGCUAAGAAGUGUACAAACGACGUAGGGCAAAUAUGGCAUUUUGAACGUGUGCCUUGGCGUUGAACCGUUGUGAAAUUUUAGUUAAUGUUCGAUGAGUGUUUUGAGGUGUCGUUGAAUAUUUUUAUUGUAUUUGACCAGUGAAUUAUGAUGAAUGAAUAGUAAAAGAUACUUUUUGUACAAUCUAUAUUUUGAUGUUAAUUAAUAAUGCCAAUUUAAUGGUACAAGUGAAUAUUAUAUGCUUUUUUACUUAACGAUUUGAAGGUUUUGUGAUAUUCGAAAAGGAUUUUUAACUUUUAUGUAAUAAGAUAUUAAUUUACUUUAUGUUUGGUUUUAACUCACUGUAACUGUAACUAAAAGACUAUGAUAGUAUUAAAAUAUUUACAUGUAUAAUAGAAACUGUGAUUCUAGCACAAAUUAGUUUAUAAUGUAUUCAUAUAUAAUUCCAAUAUGGAUGAUAUAUUCUAUGGUAUAAUGCCACAAGCCCUACAAGGACACGUCUAUGAGUAUGUAUAACUUA
This is a messenger RNA of Diatraea saccharalis (sugarcane borer), 2386 nucleotides long. Lineage: Eukaryota; Metazoa; Arthropoda; Insecta; Lepidoptera; Crambidae. The record is from the annotation of a GenBank genome assembly.